AAAGACGUGUGAGUUGUGUUAGCUGAGUAACAGUUAAUUCACUCAAUAUAUUACAAGUCUUCUUGUUCUGGAGUUUUUUGCACACAUGUUGAUCACAUAGGUUAAGCUGAAUUCAUCAUGAGUCAAACCAGUUUUAUCACAAAUCUGCUUGGUGAAGAACUGUGUAGUAAUGGUGACAACGAGCGAAUAAAAACUGAGGAUAUGUGUGGGCCGGGAAAGGUUAUUGGCUUAUACUUUUCGGCUCACUGGUGUCCACCCUGCCGAGCAUUUACACCUGACUUAAUCAAUUUCUAUAACAAUUUUAAUUGUAGUGCCAAGAAAGGAAGUUUUUCAAUAGUUUUUGUCAGUUCGGAUGAAGAUGAAGAGAAAUUCGAGGAAUACUUUAAGGACAUGCCGUGGCAUGCUAUACCUUUUAGAGAGAAAGAAAGAAAAACUGAUCUCUUCAGAUUGUUUAGGGUCCACAGUAUCCCAUCUUUGGUUUUGAUAGAUGGUGCUUCUGGGGAAGUUAUCACCACACAUGGACGUGACUGUGUCUCUGAUGAUCCAAAGGGUGAUGGUUUCCCGUGGAGACCAAGGGACCCCAAGCAGGUUUUACGAGAACUAACUCUUCUUACCCCUGAACGAAAAACCAUCAAGUUUGAAUCUCUCAAUGGUUAUGUGAAAGGCUUAUAUUUUUCAGCUCACUGGUGUCCUCCAUGUAAAGCAUUCACUCCUCAGCUGGCUGCCACCUAUCAGAAACUCCAAGAAGCAGGUAAAAAAUUUGAGGUAAUAUUUGUGAGCUCAGACCGAAGUGAAGACUCAUUUCAACAGUACUUCAGUAUCAUGCCUUGGCUGGCAAUUCCUUAUAGUGACGAGAAGAGACGGAAAGAACUGGCUGUUCUCUAUGGAGUUGGAGGUAUCCCCACUCUAGUUUUGAUUGACGAACUUAACAACCUCAUUACUAAAGAAGGAAGAAUAGAAAUCAAUGAAGAUCCAGAGGGCAUGGAAUUUCCUUGGAGACCAAAACCAGUUGAAGAGUUGACAGAGAAACAUGCAUCACGUCUGAAUGAAGGACCAUGUGUUAUCAUGUUUACUGAAGGAGAGGAGAGUGACCUGGAGGCUGCAUAUCAGCUUAUGCUACCUGCUGCUGAGGAAUAUGCUUCUAAUGAGAACGGAGCUCGGAACUCGGGCCAAACUUCUAACUUGAAAUUCUUUUAUGGUGGAGAUGCUGAUAUUUGUGAAUCUCUCCGUGAGUUUGCUCAGCUAGGUGACCAGGUUCCUCAACUUGUCAUCACCAACAUUCCAGAAGGUAAAAAGUACGUCCUAGAAGAUGACCAGGAAAUCACCGCCAGUGUGGUUCAAACCUUUGUGUCUCAGUUUCUUGAUGGAAAAUUAACAUCGUCUACCUUGCGAACAUGAUACUUAUCUUGUAUCUGUCCUUCAAGAGACAGCAUUAAGAAAGUUUGGGUUUAUAAAUUAAUAAUUCUCCAUAUUUUUUGGUGUAUUAUAUAAUAGCCUGCAGUUGCACCGUAUUUUUACGUACUUCAGUUUGGAGAUUAAUGUCUGGAUAUUAAAAUUUUUUAAUCAAUUUUCUAAUGCUGUAUUAGCAUGUAAAUUAAGGGAUGACUCAUUAGAUUGUAUUUUUGAAAAAAUUGUCAUACAUUCAAGAAUAUCUAAACAUCCCUUCUAUUUGACAAAAGAAAAUUACAGUUGAAUUUACUUUACUUAACAGAUAAUUAUUUCUGAAUAAAAUUUUAAUCCUUCUUGACUUAAGUUGUCAGAUAUGCAUUUUUAGGUUUAAAUAAUCAUUUGUUAAUUUUUUACAUUUAUUAAACUUUUAUACAUUAAUGAAAUUUAUGUUACUCUUUUUUUGUGACGUUAGAAAAUGAACUGUUGGGUUCUUCUUAGUAUUAAUGUAAUCUUUCUCACUCACUUGUAAAAAUACUAAAAUAUCUUACACUUAAGUUUCUUUUGUGCUUAGAAUAACCUUGCUUAUGUCAUCAUUUUAAAAGGUAUAUCAACACAAGAUUCUUUGAACUGUGAGGAUUAAUGGAUGAUGUAGCAUUUUUAUUCUGGUUUUGCUUUCUUGAUUAAUUAUAAUAAGUAAACACUUCCACUUACAAAUAUUUAUUAAACUUCUCAGUUGUUUCGUUUUUACAUGCAACAAAGUGAUGAUGGAUGAACAUGUAUUUACUUGUUGGUGUGUUUGUUGCUAUACGUCUAAUUGUACAUACUUAAUACAUUUUAUGUUUAUUUGUGAUUAGUCUUAGUAAUUCAUUUUAUUUUUUAUUAUGUUCAGAAAGUGAAACAAAAUUUUCAUAUAUUUAGUUUAUUGGAAAUGGUGUGCUUAAAUUAACCAGAGGUUUGGAAGUAUUGGUGUCUGCAGAAGAUUUGAGUGAAAAUAACCUGUAAUAUUACGGUGGCUAGUUUGCAGCUUCAUUGGCCUUUUUUUGUUAGUAAGAUAAUAAUUACCUUAACUAAUAAAUGUACUUUUUUUAAGUAUAAUUGCUUAACAACCUAAGUUAAGCCAUUACCUUUUAACACUAAAAGACUGAGGUAACUGAGGUGUUCAUUUGUUUUUUAGUGACUCUGCUAUGGAGACAGUUUAACUGUUGAAGAUGGUGUUGACAUAUAUAAGGAAACAUUUUCUCAUUUCUUUGAUUACAGUAUCUCUUUGUUUUAAUGAAGAAAUCCUGCUUGCUUUAAACAUGGCAAUUAAACCUUUGUCUGUUCAUACCUUCACUUUUUUUGAAAUACAUAACAAUUGUUCAUUAUUGGUUUUAGUUGAAACUAAUAGUGUUCUUCAUAUUGAAAGAUGUUAUGAUUUUUGAUUGUGUGGAACUAAGAUGCAUUUAUGAUUUUCAUUCAACAUAACUAAUGUUACCAAUCACAUUAUAUAUGUAUGACAAAGCAUAGAAUAUCACAAAAAUGUGCUGGAUAAAAGGACAAUCACUUUAAAAGGUUUUAUAAAAUAACUGGACAUAAUAACUUAACCAUACGAAAAUCAAAACUCUUGAUUAUCUCUAAUUUGCUUGAACAUGAAACUUGUAUCUUUCUUCAUAGCCAGUCACUGAACCCUUUGAAAAGCCAAGAUGGCUAUUGAAAAUGUUUAUUUAAAGGUUAUCUUAUCUGUUAAUCUAUUCUUGUUCUUUUGUUUUUCAAUUUUACAAAAUACAAAGAUAUUCUUGUAUCAAAUCGAAGGAUUUGAAAAUUUUUUAUUUAGGAAAUUAAUACAAUUUUCCCAAAAGAUCUUUUUAUUUUAAUUUUAAAUGUAGUGAUUAAUUCAGUGAGUGAAUCUAAAAUAACUUGUAUAGCUAAAUUCAUAAUUAUUAUCUAAUUAGUUGACUGAUUUGUCUGAGAAGUUAAAUAAUAUUUGUCAGUAGUUUACCAGUUUACUUAGUUUGAGAAUCUAGAAGUAACUUCCAAUUGGUUGACUAAGUCUUGGAAGUUAUAUAAUACUUGUCAAUAGUUUACUUAGUUUGAAAAUCUAGAAGUAACUUCUGAUUGGUUGACUACAUCUUAGAAGUUAGAUAGUACUUGUCAGCAGUUUACUUAGUUUGAGAAUCUAGAAGUAACUUCCAAUUGGUUGACCAAGUCUUGGAAGUUAGAUAAUACUUGUCAGUAGUUUACUUAGUUUGAGAAUCUAGAAUAACUUCUGAUUGGUUGACUAAGUCUUGGAAGUUAGGUAAUACUUGUCAAUAGUUUACUUAGUUUGAAAAUCUAGAAGUAACUUCUGAUUGGUUGACUAAGUCUUGGAAGUUAUAUAAUACUUGUCAGUAGUUUACUUAGUUUGAGAAACUAGAAUAACUUCUGAUUGGUUGAUGAAGUCUUGGAAGUUAGAUAAUACUUGUCAGAAGUUUACUUAGUGUGAGAAUCUAGAAGUAACUUCUGAUUGGUUCACUGAGUGAGUGUGAGAAGUGUAUGAAGAAUGAGCUAAGAUGUUAUAAGUAAGAACUCUGCCUUGUACUUCACAUGCAAUAAUAUUAACCCUGACAUUUUCUCUUCUAAGUAAAACUACAGAUGCUUUAUCACCAAGUGGAACCAUGAUUGUACGUAAUGUAGCAUUAAAACUGA
Molecule: messenger RNA, 4053 nt
Organism: Limulus polyphemus (Atlantic horseshoe crab)
Lineage: Eukaryota; Metazoa; Arthropoda; Merostomata; Xiphosura; Limulidae
Product: nucleoredoxin-like
Exons: 7
Coding region: 118-1398 (426 amino acids)
Molecular function (GO): thioredoxin-disulfide reductase (NADPH) activity
Source: RefSeq, a predicted model, not a curated record